GAGACUUUAUAAGCCGGAAAGUCUCGAACUGUGGUCUAGAGCCUAAAAGAAAGCAACAAUGCCUCCUCCAACGAAGCGCCGGCGGACAGAGCCUACAGUAGUGGAGGAAAUCACCUUCGACCCUGCUGCGCGCCAUGAGUUCCUGACUGGAUUCCACAAGCGAAAACUACAAAGAGCGAAGCACGCACAAGAGGCUGCGGAGAAGAGGGCUAGAGCAGAAAGGAUCGUGGAGCGGAAGAAGUUACGAGAGCAGCGAAAGGCAGACCUAGAACGACAUGUCGAACAGGUGAAUGCCAUGUUGAGGACGACCGCUGCUUUGGACGGGUCCGAACAUGGAGUAGACGGUACGGGAUCCGCAGAUGAAUGGUCUGGCAUCUCAGACUCUGAGCCUGCACCUGUCGAUCAUGAAGCGGAGUACAUCGACGAAGACAAAUACACCACCGUAACGGUAGAGGCCAUGGAUGUAAGUCGAGAAGGGUUGUUCAAGGCAGAACAGGCAAGAGACAGCGAGAAUCCACAAGAAGAGGAGGGCGGUGCAGAAGCCGAGCCGGAGAAUCUUUCAGAAAAGAAGAAACGCAAAUGGACGCAAGAGAAACCGAAAGGCAGCGUCGACAAACCCAAGAGGAAGAAGAAGAGGAAUUUCCGGUAUGAGAGUAAGGUGGAAAGGAAAACGGCACGGUCAAAGGAGAAGGCCAAAAAUCGAAAGCAGGCGCGAGAACGAAGAAGUGGAUGAUACAAGCUGUUCCUUUCAACAAACUGUCAACGCUCGCCCUUUAUCGAAUGCCGUGGUAUCGUAGGUAUGUCGUGGUCUAGGCAUCGUGCUUCCGUCCACUUGCCAGACGUUGGUCAUCAUCCUUUCACAACAACAACAACAACAACUCUGUUCGUUGGUCCAAAUUAGAUAUUGCCCAUGCUCUGCUC
Exophiala xenobiotica is the source of this 921-nucleotide messenger RNA. RefSeq lists its product as uncharacterized. The coding region runs from base 59 to 733 and encodes 224 amino acids. The transcript has 2 exons. Gene Ontology annotation, molecular function: RNA binding. The record is from RefSeq and is a predicted model, not a curated record. Lineage: Eukaryota; Fungi; Ascomycota; Eurotiomycetes; Chaetothyriales; Herpotrichiellaceae. Gene Ontology annotation, cellular component: nucleolus.